Molecule: messenger RNA, 4109 nt
Organism: Felis catus (domestic cat)
Lineage: Eukaryota; Metazoa; Chordata; Mammalia; Carnivora; Felidae
Gene: TXNL1
Product: thioredoxin like 1
Exons: 8
Coding region: 202-1053 (283 amino acids)
Source: RefSeq, a predicted model, not a curated record
CCCCCUUCCCGUCCCCACCCCCCCACCCCGGCCGCUCUGCUCCCUGGCGUGACUCGGCACUGAGAGUCCCGGGGAAGACGCCGCGGUCGCCACCUCCUGUGAUCAGGCCUCGGCCUUCCUGAGCCUCCCGCUCUUCCUCUCCCGGGUCGCCUUCUUCAGUUUUGAAGCCGGUGGCGUCGCGGCCGCCCUGCCGGGCUGAGAAUGGUGGGAGUGAAGCCGGUCGGGAGCGACCCGGAUUUCCAGCCGGAGCUGAGCGGCGCGGGCUCCAGACUCGCCGUGGUCAAGUUCACCAUGCGAGGGUGUGGACCAUGUUUAAGGAUUGCCCCAGCAUUCAGUUCUAUGAGUAAUAAGUAUCCACAGGCAGUUUUCUUGGAAGUAGAUGUACAUCAGUGUCAGGGAACAGCUGCCACCAACAAUAUAUCAGCAACACCUACAUUUCUGUUUUUUCGAAACAAAGUGAGAAUUGAUCAAUAUCAAGGAGCAGAUGCUGUUGGAUUAGAAGAAAAAAUCAAGCAGCACUUAGAAAAUGACCCUGGAAGCAAUGAGGACACAGAUAUUCCAAAAGGCUAUAUGGAUUUAAUGCCUUUUAUUAACAAAGCUGGCUGUGAAUGUCUUAACGAAAGUGAUGAGCAUGGAUUUGACAACUGUUUACGAAAAGAUAUGACCUUCUUGGAAUCUGAUUGUGAUGAACAGCUUCUCAUUACUGUGGCAUUUAAUCAACCUGUUAAGCUUUAUUCAAUGAAAUUUCAAGGGCCAGAUAAUGGUCAGGGUCCUAAAUAUGUAAAAAUUUUUAUCAAUCUACCCCGAUCUAUGGAUUUUGAAGAAGCAGAAAGAAGUGAACCAACUCAAGCUCUGGAACUAACAGAGGAUGAUAUUAAAGAAGAUGGUAUUGUCCCACUUCGUUACGUUAAAUUUCAGAAUGUUAACAGUGUAACUAUAUUUGUUCAGUCCAAUCAAGGUGAAGAGGAAACAACAAGAAUUUCAUAUUUUACUUUUAUUGGUACACCAGUCCAGGCAACAAAUAUGAAUGACUUCAAACGAGGUGACUCCUAAGAUCUUACAACCACAGAUCAGGGCAGUGCCACCGAGAGCUUGAUCAGAACAGAACCCAGUAGCGGUACACAGAUUAAGUGCAGCAGCACAGGACAUGGAGGUAUCACUGUGUUUCCGAUGGAUCCUUGGCAGCCGUCUAGAACGGGAAGUGAGUGUAAGGAGGUCAUUAUAUGACAGGAGGUUUCCCCAGGGCUGCCAGUGCCUGGAGGAAGAGGUAUUCUGCUGAACGGUUUCGACUCCUGUUUGGGGACUUGAAGCCAUGGGGCACCCUGAAAACUCUUAUUCUUUUUGAUGGGAUCUACAGAUCUAAUUUUAAUUCAGUUACAGAAAAAUUCAUGAAACUGCGUUAAUUGUGGAUAAGCUUAUAAAAUUGUAUGCUGUUUUUACAAAAUUGAUAACCUUGACCAUAGAUCUUUUAACUGGUCAUUUUCGACUACUAUAUCUUCCUGUCUCCUAACAUAAUUAACUUUUGGGAGCUGUAGGACAAUUAUGUACUUAGACCUGUCAUGUCAGAUGUUUGACAUAUGUGUAAUGGCAGGUCAGAAGAAGCAGAGAUUAAACAUCUACAUUUUUAUGAUAUGAGAUAUGCUGUACUGGGAAAAUGUGUGAGCACCAAAGACAUUUUGGCUGCCUGCUUUGUUACUUUGCCUGUUUGGAUUAAAUGCCAUUGGAUUUGGCUUUAACUGCCUUGCAUAGUUUGUUUUUAGCUUAAUUCCUUCGUAAGAUCUACUCUAAGCCAUAUUAUUUCCUCAUACCAUUAAUUCAGUUCAGGUUCCCUGCUUUUCACCUCAGCUCAUGCUAUUUGAUUUCUGUUUUUUUCUGUAAGUAACCACUGCUCCAUCUUGACCAUCUUCUUACCAGCCUGCCCUUCAGUCAAGUUUUCUAAUGUGCAUUAAUAGUUGUCCAUCUAAGAAUCUGUCUCCACUUGUUUGGUUUUAACAUCCUCCCUUUCCUAAUAUCCUCCCUCUCCUAUGCUUUCUAGCCUGGUUCCUCUCUCUCUCUCUCUUUUGACUUACCAGACUACAUGUUUUGGACUGUCUUUAGGAUAGCAAAGGUGUUAGAUUUUUCUUGCUUGAGAGUAUUUGUGUUUGUUACGUAAUUUGGCUAUGUGUUCAUUUAGCUAAAUACCUUAUAGCCUUAUUUAACGUUACUGUAGAGCGGUAGUUCUCAAACUUUUUGGUGGCAGGACCCUUUUACACUAUUAAGUAUUAUUGAGGACCAGAAAGAGCUUUUGUUAAUGUAGGCUAUAUCUAUCUAAUAUUUACCCUUUAAGAAACUGAAACUGAGAAAUUUAAAAAUUAUUUAUUUAUAAAUAAUAAACUCAUUAUGUGUUAACACAUAUAAUAUUUUUAAGUUACAUAUUUUCCAAAAUGAAAACCAAUUUAGCAAGAAGAGCAUUGUUUUCUGCUUUACAAAUUUUAUCAUCUGGCUUCAUAGACCCCUCUCAUUCUCUUAUUUCUCCAUUUAGUCAGGUUUGCCAUGACAGAUCAUGUAGCCUCUGGAAAACUCCAUUGUACACUUGUAACACAAUGAGAGUUAAGAAGGCAAAUAACAAUUCAGCAUUAUUUUGAAAAUAGUUUUGACUUUGAACACUCCCUGAAAGGGUCUCGGGGACCAUCAGCCUAGAUUGCACUGAGAACUGCUUCGAGAAUAAUUUAAUACUGUCAUGGACUCCUUUCUUGGUGUUUGUCCCUUGCUUUUAAUGUUUGAUAAAUUUGAAUUGGUUGAACGAUUUUCUUAUUUGUGUAUGUUAAUAUUACAUUACAUUUCCUUUUAAUAGUUUCUGAAUGAGACUUGUGUCAUUCAUUGAAUUGUUCCUCAAAAGUAAGCUAAUAUUUCAGUGCUUUUGGCAUGAUGCUAGGACAACAUCAAUGUAGGAAAAUUGCAAUAAAAUUUGGCCAUUUUAGAUUUUGUCUUGAUGAGUCGCUUGCUAAAAAUUGCAAGUGACUUUUGUUUCUAGAAAAGGAAAUGGUAGAUACAUGGUAUAGUACUUGUGGUCCAUGUAGUACUACUCCACGUGUGAUCAUAGUCCCUGUCAUAGCGAGUUUAUAUUCUUAAAGGAGAAUGCACAAACAUUUGAAAAGUUAAUGAAAAUUAAUCAAAGCUUAAGUUCAAGUCUCUUCCUGUACAGAAUAUUCUCAUACUUUCCUAGCCCAGUGAUACUUCCUCUUUCCCAAGAAAUGUCUAGGAAAGGAAUGAGAAUGUUUUGUGGAGGAAGAGGGUCUUGAACUAAACUGGGAGUAGAUAUGGAUAGAGGAAAAGAUAGCAGUGGGCACUCCAGGGAGAAUGGAAAAUAAGAAUUUGGGCAUGAAAAUGGAAAGGUGCAGGACUUUGUUUAGGCAGUCUGAAUUUCAAAGGGAUUAUAUAUAGUAAUUAGAAUUUAAAAUUUCAAAAUAUAUUUGGCAUGUAUUUUUAUCAGCACAGAGAGGAACGUUUUGAUACUUUGUGUAGUGAAAAGAGCUACAUAAAAUGGUUUCAAGAAUGAUAAAAUAGAAUUGUUUUGCAUUUUCAGUUUACAUUUUUAUGUUGUGUGAGUUGUUUCUAGAUAAUUUUAGUUUUCAGAGUGUCAUUGAUCUUCUCCUUAUGUCCCUAAGAUGACAGAAGCUAAGGUAAUACUGAUGAAUCUUGGAUGUUGGAUAGAAAUCUUAGACCACCUUGCAUGUUAUUACAACUUUAAAGGUUAUACUUGUAGGAUAUUGUAGACUAGCACACAUCUCCCACUUGUCUGUUUUUGGCUAUUAUAGGCAUUGUACACACAUUAUAAUAUACACUUAGGCUAUUUGUUGUUGUAAAUGGAUUUUUUGUGUUGCAGCAUGAAAAGCUUGCCAUCUUAAUUGGAAGUAGAUAUUUUCUUUACUAAACUAUGCUCUAUACAUGGAUUGCUUUAUUUUAAUACAAAAGUAAUAACAUAUAAGCGGACAAAAUGAGCAAAAUUGAAGGGGCUUCUGCUUCUUAGGGAAUGAGGUGCAUGUGAAAAGCAGAGAAGGUUUUCUAUCACUGUAAUAAAAAUAGACUUCUAAACUGGCCAUUCACCGUAUCAGCUAUUUUUGUAACAU